Molecule: messenger RNA, 651 nt
Organism: Monoraphidium neglectum
Lineage: Eukaryota; Viridiplantae; Chlorophyta; Chlorophyceae; Sphaeropleales; Selenastraceae
Exons: 1
Coding region: 1-651 (216 amino acids)
Source: RefSeq, a predicted model, not a curated record
AUGGCCGCUCAGCUGUGCUUGCUGCCGCUCGAGCGCGCGGCGCUCGGCCUCGUGCUGUUGGAGCCCAUAUUCGACGCCGCCAACGCCACGCCCAUAGUCGUCGAGCACCUAGAGGUCGCUUUUGGUCAGGAGGCAACGCACACGGCCCUUGAUGGUCUUCGCCCCCAGCGCCGCGCCGGCGUCGACGACGCAGCUGCGGCCGCCGCCGCCGCCGCUGCCGCCGCCGCCGCUGCCCAGGCGGGCGGCGGCGCUGAGGGCGCCAGCGCCGUGGACAGCGCCGCAGAGGCGGCCCCUUGCAGUUCGAGCAACAAGAGCAGCGGCGCCCUGGCGGUGGUUUCCAAAGGGGAAGAGGAGUCGGCGGCCUCCGAUGAAGGCGCGACGGGGGGCGGCAGCGGCGCCGCCGCCGCGCUGGGGGUCACGCUCGGCGUGGCGUCGCUUGCCGUCGCCGCGCGCCUCGCGGGGCGCGUGCUGGGCGCGGGGGGCCCGGCGGGGCGCGUGCUUUUUGGGUCGUGGUGGGUGUUGGGCGCGACGGUGUCGGCUGCUGCGCUGCUGUCGGACUGGAUGCUUGCGCCGUUAGCCGAGGGGGGCAGCGACAGCCAGGGGGAGGGGGAGGGGGAGGGCGAUGCGGACGGCUCCGAGGACCUGUUUUGA